CAAUAAUGAUAAAAAAGCAAUAUCAAGAAUUGCGUUUCUCUACUAAAAAAUACCAAAUUUUAAACUUCAGGCUUAAUAAUAAGAAGAUAAGAAACGUUGAUGUCUAAUAGGCCUACAUAUGAUUAAUAUAUUAUUGAUUUGUUAUUUUGUAAUACUGUUAAAACUCAAUACUAUUUUUCGCUGUUUGCCGGUGUGGACCAUGUGCUUUUGUUUACAUUUGAGGUCACCAACCUAUGACCUGAGAGCGUAAACAACAAUCGUAUGCUUAAAAUUUCGCGCGGUUGUUCGUCGAGUGUUAAGGCAAAGGAAAAAGUUUUGAACGCUGAUAUCAUGUCUGUAUACAUUGAUUCUAAAAGAUUUGCGGAAUUACCGACUACUGAUAUUCAAAUUCUUCCAUGUGAAAUUUGCUGUGAUGGGGAUGCAAGCGUUUCCACUCAUCUAAAAUUAACUUCUGGCCCGCCAUCUAUCUGCUACGUCAACAACACCACUGGAGCCGUGACAACUACUCACGCGAUCACAUCCCCUUCAAGGCCUAGCGAAAGUUACAGUAGUUCAUCAUUUAGAGGCCGACCUCUGUGUGGAAAAAGUACUGAAGUUCCAGAAGGCUUUGCAGGUGUUGUCUUGAAGGAAUCAUGUAAGCCAUUUUCAGAGGAUGAGGAUCGAGUUGUAAGUGUUGAGAAGAAGUUUGAUAGCUUGAUGUACUGGAAACUGGAUGGUGAGCCCUCUAACAACGAUGUGUUCAUUAAGGCUUUGGACUGGAUUGCUAUAGCUGAAGCUAUUCAUUCUGAUGUUGGAGCAGAAGACCCAGAAACGCCGUCAAGUGUUGAUGGCCUUAGGUGAAAGCUAAACAAUUAUAGCAAAAUUCUGUUACAUGAGGAACCAACAAUAAUACAGAUUCAUAUCUGUUUGCUGCCCUCAACACCAACUGGUCAUGUAAUGUAGUUGGAUUUAUAUAGCGCUAUCAAAGCCUCAAUGCGCUUGAGGUGUGGCAUAGCUCCUACAGUAUACUUUUGUAUAAUAGGUUGAAUUGGCAUGGAA
This is a messenger RNA of Anneissia japonica, 1038 nucleotides long. RefSeq lists its product as uncharacterized. The transcript is spliced from 5 exons. Bases 262 to 840 code for a protein of 192 amino acids. Gene Ontology annotation, biological process: RNA catabolic process. NCBI's taxonomy places the organism in Eukaryota, Metazoa, Echinodermata, Crinoidea, Comatulida, Comatulidae. The record is from RefSeq and is a predicted model, not a curated record. Gene Ontology annotation, cellular component: ribonuclease H2 complex.